This is a messenger RNA of Closterium sp. Yama58-4, 1924 nucleotides long. Lineage: Eukaryota; Viridiplantae; Streptophyta; Zygnematophyceae; Desmidiales; Closteriaceae. The record is from the annotation of a GenBank genome assembly.
GGACGUGGAUGAGGUGCUGACCAUGUUUGUGGAGCGAUUCAGGGAGAAGCCGCAAGUGGAGGUGGCGGCUUACGUUGAUCCCUCCGUGCCUCAGCUCGUGCUUGGGGACUCGCUCAGGCUCCGACAGCUCAACUCAACUGCCAUCCGCUCUUGCUCCCAUCCCCACCAGGUGCUGAUCAACGUGCUGUCGAACGCGUGCAAGUUCACGGAGCGAGGGCACAUCCUGGUGUGUGUGCGCACGGCCCCCUUCACGGAGGACAUUCGGCGAGUCAUUGUGCUCAAAGGCGUUGCCAAGCGCUUUCCCACACCCACACCCACACCCCCUGCUGCUUCUGCUGCUGCUGCUGCUGCUGCUGCUGCUGACGCUGUUGCUGCUGGUACCAGCGCUGCUGCUGCUGCAGGGGCAAGGGCAGCAGGAACAGGCGGAGAUGUGUCUGAUUUGAGGUCGGCAGGGCAGGUAGUGCCUCUGCUCUCUCCCGGCCUCUCAACCAGCAGCCCUACAUUCAAACCCAGCGUCUCACCCAGCGGGAACCCCCCGGCCAAUCAGAGCGCGACAGGUGGCAGGGUGGCGGGGAGGGAUGAGUGGUUGGGGUGUGCUGGGGGCAGUGGUGGGUGGCGGACGUCUAUAGAGUGGUCUCCUGUGAUGGUGGGGAGCAGUAGGGGGGGCGCGAGGGGCAGUGGAUCGGAUGGGGGGAAGAGGGUGCUGAGCCGGAGGGGCACUGGGAGCUCCGUGGAGAUGGAGAAAUUGGGGGAGGGGCAUAGAGGGAGUCCCUCGCUGGCCAAAGCCGCCACCACCCACCACCGCGCUCGCCUCGCUCCCUCCGCUGCUGCUGCUGCUGCUGCUGCUGACCCUGCUGCCUCUGCUGCUGCUGGUACUGCCUCUGCCCCUACAGGUGCCAGUGCCGGUCCUGCUGCUGCUACCGGUCCUGGUGGCGCCGCCGCUGGUAACCGCACCGCGGCUGUGGUAACAGUCCUGCAGAAGUCCGUUCGACUGGUGAUCUCAGUAGAGGACACAGGCAUUGGGAUACCCUACGGCGUGCAGCGGCACAUCUUCAAGCCGUUCGUCCAGGCAGACGCCUCAAACACGCGCACGCACGGCGGCACGGGGAUUGGUCUCGCCAUUUCCCGCCAGCUCGUGAAGCUCAUGGGCGGGCAGCUGACGUUCUCCAGCCGGCCGGGCGUGGGCACGACGUUCUAUUUUGACAUUGUGGUGCCGUGCGCCAGCGCGGCGGAGGAGGCGGAUGCUGCUGCUGCUGCUCUCACUCCGAACGGCCGAGAGGGGAUGGGGGGGUUUGCGGGUUACUGGGGGGCUGCUGGUGGUGCUGCCCUUGCUGCUGGUGCUGCCGGUUUGGGUGCGAAUGGGGGGGUUGGAGGCAACGUCGGGCAAUCUGCUGUUGAACUGCAGAUGGGGUUUGACCGGAAUGCGUCAGCCAAGGAUUUGCAGGCUCUGGCUGAUCUCGCUAGAGAAUCGGAGGACUGGCACAAGCAGCUGCGGCCAGGGUGCCGCGACGGACAGUUUCGAAAUGUUUCGGCGCGCGUGCUGGACGGGAAUGGGGUGAGGAGAGAGAUCGUGGAGAAUUAUUUGGAGCAGUGGGAUGCGGCGAUUCUGGUGACACAGGAGCGGGUGGAGGAGGGCGAGGCGAGGAGGCGAGGGUUUGAUGCUGUGUUGGUGAAGCCUGUUAGGUACGCGGCUCUCAUGGGGUGCCUGGCUCAGGAGGCGCUCCAGGGCAUGUCACUGCUGGUGGUGGACGACAACCUGGUGAACCGCAAGGUGAUCGGCCGCAUGCUGCAGCGGUACGGCGUGGGGGUGGAGAUGGUGGAUGGCGGCCGCAAGGCCAUUGAGAGGCUCGUCACGGGCGGGUGGGACAUCGACUGCAUUCUCAUGGACGUGCAGGUGGGUGUGUUGAGACGUGCUGAUGUGUGA